CUGAAUUCCCGGGAUUUUGGGAUUUUGCAGACGCCAAGGGGCUGUCGAACGCGGCCGAGGUGGAGCUGCUGCGGGAGAAGGUUUACGCCUCGCUGGAAUCCUACUGCAAACAGAAAUACCCCGAGCAGCAGGGCAGGUUCGCCAAGCUGCUGCUGCGGCUGCCGGCGCUGCGCUCCAUCGGCCUCAAGUGCCUGGAGCAUCUUUUCUUCUUCAAACUCAUCGGGGACACCCCCAUCGACACCUUCCUCAUGGAGAUGCUCGAGGCUCCCCACCAGCUCUCCUGAAUUCCCAAAUUCCCCCACCCUUUCCCGCUUUUUUUUUUAGGAAUUUUUUUUCCUUUUCCCCUUCCCCGAAAAAAUCCCGAUUUUUUGCGCUUUUUUUUUGGCGUUUUUGGCUCCGUUUUUCCUUCCCUUCGUUGCUCCCUAUGGGUGCUCAAGGGGGGGAAAUUUGGGAAAAUCUCCCCAAAAAUAACCUGGAAUGAAUUCCCAACUUUUCCCUGAUUUUUCCCAAUUU
Messenger RNA from Cyanistes caeruleus (blue tit), 513 nucleotides. The record is from RefSeq and is a predicted model, not a curated record. NCBI's taxonomy places the organism in Eukaryota, Metazoa, Chordata, Aves, Passeriformes, Paridae.